CAGUCAUCCGCUAAACGCAAACGCCACUCACCGACAGACGUGAUCCUGUGGCUUGGUGACUGCGCAGAUCACACUCGUUAACAAGUUUGCCGUGCGCGCCGAUGUAACGCUGGAAAAACGUUACAGCCUGGAAAAACCUCAUUCUUUCUGUUCCAGCAUCCACCCGGCGGGAAGGCAGAGCAUCCGCGCACAGCUGUAGGCUCGGGAAAAGGGAACACUUUUAUUUUUUACAGACACUAGGUGCAGGACGCUAUGACAGAGGUGAUGAACACCCGUGAGUCAGCAGUGGGCGACUACAGUGCGUCCGGAGACCAGGACAUUUCUUUUAAGGUUUUCCCCGACUCACAUGAGCGCUACCCCAAGCUAUCCAAGCGUCUGCCAUCCAUCGUGGUGGAGCCGACCGAGGGUGGAGAGGUGGAGAGUGGCGAGCUACGGUGGCCUCCGGAUGACCUGAGCCCUACUGAUGAGACCAGAGACCCCCAGACCCAGAAAGCAGGUUCGAGCCUCCAGUGAGGAGCCAACAGCAGUGGAAGAAGAGGCUGACAGAGUGACAGCAAACUGAUGGGGAGUAGCUGGCAGCAAAUCAGUCUAAUACUGUGAAAGUCUUCAUAGUGGAAAAGAGCAAGCAGGAGACUCCUACAGUUAGUCUGACUACAGCAACACCCGCACUAGAGCCACCCACCCGUCAAUAGACCUCCAAUCCAGUAGGGGGAGCUGAGGCCUGAGAGACAUUGCCGAAAUAACUCAUGUGCCAAACUCUAGUGGUAGCCAGCUACUGUUAUUGAGUUGUACAUCCUUUUCCAGAACAUUACGAUUCAUCUAUAAUGAUAUCAUUAGAGUUCAUUUGUGCCUGGUUUUUAAACGAUGUAUUGACAUUGAGGUAGCCUAUAUAUUUAUUUGCCUUGGACCAAAGUCUUAAAUAUUUGACUCUGUUCAGCUAUCAUGCACAUAGCUACAUACCUUAUGAUUUGAUGUGUAAUACAUAAAGCAUAACCUCUGUAUGGCCAUCUCACACUUGAAGUUGGUUUUCAAAUAAUGUUGAUAUAUUUCUGCAAUAGUGCUACACAAAUAUAGAUUACUAUCAAUAUGUACAGUGGAUUAUAUUUUACAGUGUGUUUUUGAGACUUCUGUUCGUUCUAAACCAACUAUAACACAGUAUGAGAUAUAUUACUUGACCAUCUCUUUUGUUUGUUCUUUAGACACAUUUGCACGCACUGCUUGACAUUAGCAUAAUUUUAUUCUGUGUAGUACUGCUUUUCCUGCUGCCUUGCAUUGUGUUUCAGGUCCAUUGUCAGAGUAGCUGUCUACAGCCACAGAGAUAUCUGUGGUUGACUACUGUCUACAGCCACAGAGAUGUCUGUGGUUGACUACUGUCUACAGCCACAGAGAUGUCUGUGGUUGACUACAGUCUACAGCCACAGAGAUGUCUGUGGUUGACUACUGUCUACAGCCACAGAGAUGUCUGUGGUUGACUACUGUCUACAGCCACAGAGAUGUCUGUGGUUGACUACUGUCUACAGCCACAGAGAUGUCUGUGGUUGACUACAGUCUACAGCCACAGAGAUGUCUGUGGUUGACUACUGUCUACAGCCACAGAGAUGUCUGUGGUUGACUACUGUCUACAGCCACAGAGAUGUCUGUGGUUAAUUAUUGCAUGCAUUAUAGCUCAUUUAAAGAUGACUAUUGUUUUUUUAUUUGUUUAGUUUUUCUUUUUGUUUGUUUCGUCUUAGUUUGUUCUGGUUUUCUUUUUCUUUUUUUCUUCUUCUUUUUUUUUGUUGCACGCAUGCAUAAAAAAUUCAAAUUGACAACAUUAUUGUGAAAUCACAUAUGCCAUCUCUGAACUGUACUAGUUAAAUAUAAUCUGUCCAAUAAUCCUGCUGAUGUAAAAAUCUGUUUCAAAAAUGCAGCACCUUGACUAGAUGUUUGGAAUAUGAUAGCACUGAUGAUCCUUUCUACUGAGGUGCUUUCUAGCCUGCUCUGAAAACAUAUUAAAGGCACAUGUGCUAAGACA
Molecule: messenger RNA, 2011 nt
Organism: Electrophorus electricus (electric eel)
Lineage: Eukaryota; Metazoa; Chordata; Actinopteri; Gymnotiformes; Gymnotidae
Product: protein LBH
Source: RefSeq, a predicted model, not a curated record